AUGGUCUUAAAGAAGGUUUAUACUCUUGUCUUUUUGCGAAAUGAAAAGAAGAUUUUAUUAGGAUUGAAAAAACGUGGUUUCGGGAUUAACAAAUGGAAUGGUUUUGGCGGCAAAGUGGAACAAGACGAAUCGGUUAUAGAGGCUGCGAUAAGAGAAAUGAAAGAAGAAUGCUGUGUAACUGUUAAGAAAGAUGAUUUAAAGAGUGUCGGACAAUUAGAUUUUACUUUCGAAGGUGAUCCAGUUAUGAUGGACGUUCGAGUUUUCUCCGGAGUUGUUUAUUAUGGAACCCCAAGUGAAACAGAUGAAAUGGCGCCGAAAUGGUUUACGUACGACAACAUCCCUUUCGAUGAUAUGUGGCCCGACGACAGACUGUGGUUUCCUUAUAUGUUGAAUAACAAACUCUUCUACGGGAAAUUUCAUUACAAAGAUUUAGACACAAUAUCAAAUUAUGAUAUUCGAGAACUUAAAUCAAUGGAGUCAUUUUACGCUUCUAGAGAAAAGAAUAAUUCUUCUAAUUAA
Molecule: messenger RNA, 519 nt
Organism: Danaus chrysippus (African queen)
Lineage: Eukaryota; Metazoa; Arthropoda; Insecta; Lepidoptera; Nymphalidae
Source: the annotation of a GenBank genome assembly